AAGUUUUUAAAUAGAGUUUUAUAUAAACAAUCAUAUGUUUGUUUGAUAAAAAUACAACCGUUGUUUUGUUGAGAAAAAUCAUCCUAGUGGCAGGCUCCUCAUUUCCAGCCUCUCUUGAUUCUUCAUCCUAAAAUACAAUCAAACCCACCAACCCAUCGAGAGAUUUCCCCUAACAGCCAAUUUCUUCCAACAUCAUAGUUUCAUAAUCUUCACUUUUUCCCAACAUUUAUAACUUUUUCGGAUCCACUAUCUUUUGAGUUCUUCAAUCAACUCAACAGAUUCCCAUAUCAGCUUCAUUUUUUUCUGCAUUUGGGGGUCAGAAAUGAGCUAGAAAAAUCUUUUCUUUUUGUCUGAAAAUUAGGUUUGAAUUUUUUUUUUCGAAUCAUUUUGAAGGCAAAAAGAUUUGUGGGUUAAUUCUGGAUUUUGUUUCUGAUUCUCAAUUCGCAGAAAAAUCUUGUGACAUUUUACCGGAAAAGAAAUUGUGAGUUUUGUUUGAAGAUUGCAUUUUAAAACAAGAAUCACAGAAAAAAGAUUGGGAAUUUUGUGAAUAUUUAUGAAAUUUUGAACAUUUUCAUUACCUUAAACAGAAGGGGUUCUGGUUUGAUUAGGAAUUGAAUUUGUAUGUAAAAAAGAAGAUUAAGAUCAUAUUUUUAUUUGGAAUUUAGUGAGGUUUUGAAUUUAUAUAUAUUUUCUAGAAUUAAAAGGGAUUUGAGCUUGUUUGGGGAUAAACUUUAGAGGGUUGAGCAAAUGUUCAAUUUGGUAUAAUUGCAUAAACAACACAUUGAUUCAAAUGAGAAGGGCUUUGUUAUGGAACGGUACAAUCUGCUUUGCCAAAAGGGUUGGUUUUGUAGGUGUUUUUGUAGCUCUUCUGUGUGUAGUUUUGGUAGAUCUUUUGGAAGGAAAUCGUUCGGUCCAUAAAGAAUGUUGGUAUGGCAAUGGAGCCGAUUUGACAUCUCAAUUUAUUGAAGAAAAUGCACCGACACUGUACUGUCUUGACGAGUUUGAACAAAAUACUAUACCUAUCGACGAAUGUAACCUGCAUUGCGUAAAUGGCAAAAGAUCCACAUAUAACAACUGUGGAAAAGAUGAGUGGCAAGAAAAUCUUUCUAACUCAUACGAUCCCGAUAAUCACCAAACAACGUCUUACAGAAAACUUCCUGACAAUCUACAAAAGAGAGCAUGCCCAAGUGCAGCAUCCGAUCAUGGGCUCGCAUGCUCACCAUCUACGGUCAAACGUUCUCCUAUUCGGGCCCUGCUUUCAUCACCUGAAGAGUUGGAGAACUCUUACUCUAGGCCCUCGCGUAAGCUUGUUGAUAUUGGAGCAAUUGGCGGGCAACCGUUGUUGAUAGGUGUCGUAGUGAUAACUAUGGUGGUAACACUCGGCCUUUUUGCUUCGGUGUUGUAUUGUUGUCUUGGACGCGAUGCACUUAGACCAGCCAAUGCGAAUAAAUCACAACACGAAGAAGACGAAAAAGAAGAAGAAGAAGAAGAAGAUGAACUUAAAGUCAACAUACGCUCCAAGGGCUAUAAAAACAAAUUAGGUACUUUACAAAGAUCAAUGAAGGUGUCGGUUCGUGAUCCCAAGAUCAAGAAUUUGCUCGACAGCGUCGAUGAAUCCGGAACCGCAUCUUUACCGCUCCCACCAGGAAAGUUGGCUGUCUUUUCACCGCCACCACCAGCUUCACCACCACCACCACCACCGCCACCUCCGCCACCACCACCGCCUCCGCCUCCGCCACAAGCAGCUGGCCCACCACCGCCACCACCACUGCCUGGCUUGAAAGUACCACCACCGCCACCAAAGGCAGGACGCCUACCUCCAUCAAACAAAUCGGGUAGUCCAAGGCAUAACGAUGUUAAGGAGGAAAACAAUAAAGACGGAGAUCCGGGUCCCACACAAACCAAGUUAAAGCCGUUUUUUUGGGACAAAGUGAAUGCUAUUCAAGGUCGUUCUAUGGUUUGGCACCAUCUUAAAGAUGGAUCGUUCCAGUAUGAUGAGGACAUGAUGGUGGGUCUGUUUGGUUAUGUGGCUGCUCAAAAUAAGAAAGAGCGCGGGAAGAUCGAUUCUAACUUACAAUCUCAAACCAAGUUGAUACAGAUCAUUGAUUCAAAAAAAUCGCAGAAUUUAGCUAUUCUUCUACGAGCAUUGAAUGUGACAACUGAACAAGUCUGUGAAGCAGUUAAGAAAGGCACUCAGCUUCCAGUUGAGCUUAUUUCAACUUUGUUGAAAAUGCAACCAACUCAAGACGAAGAACUAAAACUUCGGUUAUAUAAUGGCGAUCUUAACCAACUCGGUACUUCAGAACGUUUCCUCAAAAACUUGGUUGAGAUCCCGUUUGCGUUUAAACGUCUCGAAGCUUUGCUGUUCAUGAGUUCCCUUCAUGAGAAUUACCAUGUGGCUAAAGAAUCAUUUGCCACUCUGGAGGUAGCAUGCAACAAACUUACAAGCAGCAGACUCUUCUUGAGGCUUCUAGAAGCAGUUCUCAAAACGGGUAACCGGAUGAAUGACGGUACAUACCGUGGUGGGGCCCAGGCGUUCAAACUCGAUACCCUUUUGAAACUUUCUGAUGUCAAAGGAACCGAUGGAAAAACGACUCUUUUAUCAUUCGUGGUUCAAGAAAUCAUCCGGUAUGAAGGAAUCAAGGUGGCUAGACACCAAGGUCUCGAACCGAACAAUGAAUCACCCGAACAUCUCAAAAUGUUAGGUAUGGAGGUUGUUUCGAAAUUAAGCGAGGAACUCAACGAUGUGAAAAAAGCAUCCAUUAUUGACGGUGAGAUGUUAACGUCAACGGUUUCUAAAUUGGGAAAUAUGUUGAAGAAAACGAAAGAAUUUAUGAAUGAAGAGAUGAAAAAAGCAGAAGGAGCUACCGAGUUUAUUAACGCACUCACUCGGUUUUUGGAGUAUGCAGAAGCGGAUAUCAAGUGGAUGAUCGAAGAAGAGAAACGGAUAAUGGCAGUGGUCAAGAGCACAGCGGAUUAUUUCCAUGGGAAAUCUGGAAAAGACGAAGGCUUACGAUUGUUUGCCAUAGUUCGCGAUUUUUUAAAGAUAUUGGAUAAUACAUGUAACGAAGUGAGAAAAACAUUGGCCAUACAAAAAAGACUUAACCAUAAGGAAUCUACACCUGCAAAAACAAACAAGCGGUAUUGGAAGAACACUCGCGAUAAGAUCAUGAUCAUGAAAGACGCGGUUAAAAUGAUACUUGAAGCGCUUUAUGAUGGCGACGACGACGAUGACGAAGUUCAAGACACAGGUCAGAAGUCAUCACCGACGCCUGCAAGCACUUCUUCACCGUUUAUGCCGAGUAUUCAUGAUAAACUCGCGCUAUUGGCUAUAAACAAUCAACAAACAGACGGUUCAGAUUCGGAUUCAGAUGACUGGAGCAUAGAUAACGAUGAAACGAAACAUUCUUCAUUAGAUGCUAAUAAUCAAGCCAAGUCACGGGCUAUGGAUGACAAGAUGGAUGGUUUAGAAGCGGAUGACUGGAGUUCAGAUAACGGAGAAAAGGAACCACACGCGUCAGACGAAACGCGUUGGCGGUUUUUGACGGAUGCUGACGGUGAGCAACCGUUCCCGACUGACUUGGGGUUGAAUGAUGAAGAUACAAUGCAGGUUGAAAGCGAGUCACCUUAUGCAUCGACACCACCUACUUCCGUAGAUAUUAGUCCACAUAGUUUCGUGGAUGCUGAGGAUGAACGAUUGCUCUCAGACAUAAAAGACGAACGGAUAAAUGGUCCAGAUGCUGAUAGCUUCCAUUCAGAUGGUGAUGCUUCCUAUAAUGAACUACUGGUUCCAGUAGUCGAAGCUGAGACGAUGACUGAUUCAGAUGAUGAUGUACAACGGCAGAGUCAAACGGAAGCACCGCAUACACCGGAAUCGCCUAUUUCUGAAGAAAUAAGCGAUCGGGGGUUAUCAGAUGCAAACAAGUUCAACGAUGAGCCAACAUAUGAUUCGGACUCCGAUGCACAACAUACGCCAGAAUCACUUACUUCUGAAGAAAGAAGCCAACAGUUACAAGAUGUUAACGAGUUCAACGAUCAUGUUGUAACAGGGCAGAGUCAAACAGAAGCACAGUAUACAACCGAAUCACCUAUUUUUAAAGAAAGUAGCCAACAGUUACCAGGUGUUGACGAGUUCAACAUUGAUGAUGUAACAGGGCAAAGUCAAACCAAAGCACAACAUACACCGGAAUCACCUGCUUCUGAAGAAAGUAGCCAACAGUUGUCAGAUGUUAACAAGUUCAACGAUGAUGUAACCGGGCUGAGUCAAACCGAAUCACCUACUUUUGAAGAAAGUAGCCAACAGUUACCAGGUGUUAACGAGUUCGACGUUGAUGACGUAACAGGGCUGAUUCGAACCGAAUCACCUACUUUUGAAGAAAGUAGCCAACAAUUACCAGGUAUUAACGAGUUCAACGUUGAUGACAUAACAGGGCUGAGUCAAACCGAAUCACCUACUUUUGAAGAAAGUAGCCAACAGUUACCAGGUGUUAACGAGUUCGACGUUGAUGACGUAACAGGGCUGAUUCGAACCGAAUCACCUACUUUUGAAGAAAGUAGCCAACAGUUACCAGGUGUUAACGAGUUCGACAUUGAUGACGUAACAGGGCUGAUUCGAACCGAAUCACCUACUUUUGAAGAAAGUAGCCAACAGUUACCAGGUAUUAACGAGUUCAACGUUGAUGACAUAACAGGGCUGAGUCAAACCGAAUCACCUACUUUUGAAGAAAGUAGCCAACAGUUACCAGGUGUUAACGAGUUCAACGUUGAUGACGUAACAGGGCUGAGUCAAACCGAAUCACCUACUUUCGUAGAAAGUAGCCAACAGUUACCAGGUGUUAACGAGUUUAACGUUGAUGACGUAACAGGGCUGAGUCAAACAGAAUCACCUACUUUUGAAGAAAGUAGCCAACAGUUGCCAGGUGUUAACGAGUUUAACGUUGAUGAUGUAACAGGGCUGAGUCAAACAGAAUCACCUACUUUUGAAGAAAGUAGCCAACAGUUACCAGGUGUUGACGAGUUCAACGAUGAGCUAAUGAAUGGUUCAGACUCCGACGCUUGGCAUUCAGAUGAUGAUGAUGUAACAGGGCAGAGUCAAACAGAAUCACAACAUACAAACGAAUCACCUACUUUUGAAGAAAGUAGCCAACAGUUACCAGGUGUUAACGAGUUCAAUGAUGAGCCAAUGAGCGAUUCAGACUCCUCCGACCCUUGGCAUUCAGAUGAUGAUGAUGUAACAGGACAGUCAAAAGGUGGUGCAAGAUGAGCUGGAACGACCUGCUUCUGAAUAGGGAACAAGCCAACUGUCAGGUGAACUUGCGGUUGAAGACGAGCAGACGGAUGGUUCGAGCUUAGAUCAUGAAGGGGCUAGUUUCAAAUAACAUAGGUUAUGCUCAAAUCAAUGUACUGUGUAAAAUUAUGUUAUAUGUUUCAUCAUUCCACCGGGCCAUUUUCUACACAAUAAAAAGUUUAUUUGUAUUGUUAUCCA
Molecule: messenger RNA, 5485 nt
Organism: Helianthus annuus (common sunflower)
Lineage: Eukaryota; Viridiplantae; Streptophyta; Magnoliopsida; Asterales; Asteraceae
Exons: 6
Coding region: 791-5263 (1490 amino acids)
Biological process (GO): actin nucleation; actin cytoskeleton organization
Molecular function (GO): actin filament binding
Source: RefSeq, a predicted model, not a curated record